AUUCUCCUUCGGGUCGCGCCACAAAGCUCAGGCUCUCGGCCAGCUACAACCAUGCCUUCGCCCGUACUGCGCGUCUUCGUGACCUGUAAUGCUGAGCAGUAUCGGGUUAUAGACAUUUCGGGCGCCCCGGACGGGGCGCACAUACGAGAACGUAUAUUUGCGAAGAUCAACAUCCCCGAAGCACGACGGCCCCUCUUCAAAAUAUACCAGUCGGACAUCGGGGGCUUCGCGCACAGCGACGCGCUCUCGGACACGGCAUUGUUCGAGCUUUGCCACCGACACGGAGACGCAGCUGGCACCCUCAAAUUCUUCAUCUCUACGGCGCCAGACCGACCGCCGUCGGGGGAUUACGAGCAGUAUCUGCAGUAAGUUCUCUCGUUCACCGAGGGGUGUAGCAAACUUACGGUACCGACCCCAAGGAUCUCGCCGACAGCGUCGAUAUCGAACUUGCGAGGGGCGGCC
This is a messenger RNA of Schizophyllum commune H4-8, 462 nucleotides long. RefSeq lists its product as uncharacterized. Bases 52 to 369 code for a protein of 105 amino acids. The transcript has 3 exons. The record is from RefSeq and is a predicted model, not a curated record. Lineage: Eukaryota; Fungi; Basidiomycota; Agaricomycetes; Agaricales; Schizophyllaceae.